Messenger RNA from Prinia subflava (tawny-flanked prinia), 822 nucleotides. It is a transcript of the gene SULT6B1, whose product is annotated as sulfotransferase family 6B member 1. The record is from RefSeq and is a predicted model, not a curated record. Gene Ontology annotation, cellular component: cytoplasm. Gene Ontology annotation, biological process: sulfation. NCBI's taxonomy places the organism in Eukaryota, Metazoa, Chordata, Aves, Passeriformes, Cisticolidae. Gene Ontology annotation, molecular function: sulfotransferase activity.
AUGCCAGGCGAGAAGAAUGGACAGCUGAUGAUAGUGGGCACAAAGAAUGCAGCAUUUAUGGGCCACAAAGACAUCCAGCAGAACCCCCAAGAUAAGGAAGAAACUGGUAAGCUUAUCUAGAUUUUAAAUUAUGUGAUAUUUACAAUUGUCCAGGGUAUACAUGUAAGCACAGAAGAUUUUAUUAAAUGUGGAGAUCCAGGUAAAUAUCAGAGGAUAAAAUAGAUUCCAUCUCUAAAGAUUUUGAUAACACAUCUGAAUUAUAAUUGCCUCCCCAAGUCUAUUUUCAAGGAAAGAGUUAUGAUAAUGUUGUUUUGAAACCCUAAAGAUACAGCUGUUUCAUUUUUCCAUUUCCAUAACAAUGUGCCAAGUGUCCCCAGUUACAGCUCCAGUGAUGAGUUCUUUUCGGGAUUCAUGACAGAUCUGCUCAGCUGGGGAUCCUGUUUUGAUCCUGCAGUCACCUGGAACAAACACACUGAAGGUAAGAAUACUGUGAUCAUAAUAUAUGAAGACCUGAAAGGGAACCUGGCUGCCAGUGUAAAGCAGAUAGCUGCAUUCUUUGGAUUCUCACCAACAGCUGAGCAGAUCCAGGCCAUUGCAGGAAGGCACACUUUCCAGCUAGUGAGUAUUGAAACUCAGGAGACUCAUGGUGCUGUUAGUCAAGGGUAAUAAUUUCCUCUUCUUUAUAUUCAAGGUGUUUUUGGAGACUGGAAGAAUAUUUUCGCUGAAGCUCAGAACCAGAAAUUGGCUACCAAAUCUGUGGUGUGCUUAGAAGUAGCUUAGCUGGGAGUGAAGUUUAAAUAUGACAUGUAUUGCAAGGCCUGA